Molecule: messenger RNA, 1809 nt
Organism: Phycomyces blakesleeanus NRRL 1555(-)
Lineage: Eukaryota; Fungi; Mucoromycota; Mucoromycetes; Mucorales; Phycomycetaceae
Product: GMC oxidoreductase
Exons: 7
Molecular function (GO): flavin adenine dinucleotide binding; long-chain-alcohol oxidase activity
Source: RefSeq, a predicted model, not a curated record
GAAAAGAGGUCCGAACUUCUGGCCGUGCUUUCGAUACUUUCCACAACCCCAGGAACUUUUGCGCUGACAAGUCAUCUCCGACAAUUCAAGAAUCUGACCCAAGCCGAGCGCGAAGCGGUGUUUUUGGGCUGGAAGGACUCGUACAUUCCUCAGAUCCGAAACCUCUAUAAAGCUUUGGUAACAGUUUCUGUAUACACCAUAUAUGCUGCACAGGAGUCUGCUCUCCACAACCUAAUUGGAUACAAAAUCCCAACCAAAGAAGAGGAAAAGGCGAAGUAUCUGGACCCUGUGCCUGAGAGAUUGAAAAUGUUGACAUUGGAAGAGCUCAAACAAUCCUUGCAUUAUGAUGCCAUUGUAGUUGGUAGUGGAGCUGGAGGAGGUGUGGUUGCUGGUGAAUUGGCAAAAUCUGGAAAGUCUGUGCUGGUAAUCGAAAAGGGAAGAUACAUUCAUGAAGAAGACAUGAUCCAAAAAGAAGAUACCGGCUACGCCAACAUGUAUGAGACUGGAGGCGCGUUCACGUCUUUAAGUGGCUCUAUGAAUAUAUUUGCUGGAAGUGUGUUUGGUGGUGGAACUACUGUUAAUUGGAGUGCAUGUCUCAAGCUUCAACAUUUUGUACGCGAAGAUUGGGCAAGACAGGGAUUGACCCAUUUUACAUCCCCAAAGUUUUCAAAUGACCUUGAUCGAGUUUUUGAGCGCAUUGGUGCUACAGCAAAGGGUAUCAACCACAAUGGUCCCAAUCAGAUCCUAUUGGAUGGCGCUAGUAAACUUGGAUAUCACCAUGCAGAUAUUCCUCAAAACACAGGGGGCCGGGCCCAUGAUUGCGCCUUUUGCUUUACUGGAUGUAAAGCAGGUGUCAAGAACGGUACAAUGAAUACCUGGUUACGAGAUGCUGCAGACAACAACGCUAGAUUCAUUUCCCAGACAAAGGUCCUGCGUGUAUUGACCGAAAAGGGCAAGGUUACUGGCGUAGAGUGCUUGGUGAACAACAGGGAGGUCGUCAAGGUCUAUGCAAACACAGUUGUUGUUUCUGCAGGAUCUCUUCAAACUCCUGGUGUAUUGCUUCGAAGUGGUUUAACAAACAAAAACAUUGGUCAAAAUCUCCGGCUUCAUCCCUGCUCUAUUGUCUAUGGUUUCUUUGAUCACAAUGUGGACAUGCAUUCUGGUUCGAUCAUGACAGCCGUGAGCAAUGUAGCAGAAAAUGUGGAUGGCGAAGGGUACGGUGUUAAACUAGAAGUUCCGUUGACCCAUAUACCAAGCUUCGCUACUAUCCAAGUCUGGAGAGGCGCGGCUGCUCACAAAGAAGCCAUGCUUAAGUACCGUCAAGCAUCUCCGAUUAUUGUCAUCACACGUGACAAAGAUCCCAAUAGUAAGGUGCGGUACGACGGCAACGACAAUAUGAUCAUAGACUAUGAUGUUUCGGACCACGACAAGAUUUCUAUCGUCGAAGGUAUCAUACAUGCAUGCAAGAUAACAGUUGCAGCCGGUGCCCGUAGUGUGUCUGUGAUCAUGUUCGCAGUCGAACCGUUUGAGUUUGCGGAUGAUGAAGAGUCACGUACAGACAACCCCCGAUUUGUAAAAUGGCUGGCUAGGGUCAAGAAGAACGGAUUACCUCGCUAUGGAUCUGGUAUUUUCUCGGCACAUCAAAUGAGUACCUGUCGAAUGGGCAUUUCUCCUUCUGUGUCUGUUACCAAACCAACGGGUGAGACAUGGGAAAUCAAGAAUCUCUAUGUGGCCGAUGCUUCUCUCUUUCCUACAGCUUCAGGUGUUAACCCAAUGGUUACCACCGAAGCAGUCGCACUUCACGUAGCA